AUGUCUACUUUCUAUGUUUCUCCUGUGAUACUAAAGUUGGUAGUUUCUGGAUUGCUGCUUCUCCUUCCUGGAGCAGGAAGUCAGAGUCUUUUGGUGGUGGAUGAAGAUUUCCAGUACGACCGUAAUCUAGCAGGAUUUCUUCUCCCAUUCCAGAUAUCUUGGCGGUUUGAAAUAUUUGAUGGAGCAGGUGUCCCUCAAGAUCGACAACCCACAGAUGCAGAGUAUGAAGGAAUCAAUGAAGCCACCGAGAAUUGGUUCACUGUAGAGAUUCCAGCUUUCUAUGGUACUGAUAAACCAUUCGCUUUUCAAGAAAUCGAAUGCAUCACGGACACGACUUCCUACGAUGACACUGCUGCAGAAUGGCAACACCAAAUGAUCUUUCAAUGUACCGUUACGUGGGAAGCGGAUAGCCUGGACGACGUUCCCAUGGUGGAAACAUUCUUAACGGACAUGAAUCAGCCAUACUUACUCGACAACUUUGUCCAACCCAAUUUGAGACAAGCAAACCCUCAGUCCCCACGAAACAUAUUUCAAUUUGCUGACCGUGUGGGAUACACCACACAAAACACGGGAACAAGUGGUCCGGCUCCUGCAGAGGGAAACACCACGGCACCUACCAUUGCAACUACUACUACGGCACCUACCAUUGCAACUACUACCGCUCCCACAACCAUCGCAACGACCGCUCCCACAUCCAUCGCCGCGUUGCUGCCUCCCAUGGCAGCGCCGACGGGUGCUGCAGCCAAUGUUCCUCAGAAAAAGGAUGCUCCACCGGCCAAGUGUGGAUCUUUGUCGACCAAUGGAUACGGAGGUACUGCUAGCGAUGCCAAUGGCUGCGCAAGUCGCACCGAAGACGACAAUAAUACAAGGCGAAGGCGAAAACUCAAGGGUAGCAAGUACUAG
Messenger RNA from Seminavis robusta, 903 nucleotides. The record is from the annotation of a GenBank genome assembly. Lineage: Eukaryota; Bacillariophyta; Bacillariophyceae; Naviculales; Naviculaceae.